This is a messenger RNA of Salvia splendens (bonfire salvia), 474 nucleotides long. RefSeq names its product nematode resistance protein-like HSPRO2. The coding region runs from base 1 to 474 and encodes 157 amino acids. The transcript is spliced from 2 exons. NCBI's taxonomy places the organism in Eukaryota, Viridiplantae, Streptophyta, Magnoliopsida, Lamiales, Lamiaceae. The record is from RefSeq and is a predicted model, not a curated record. Gene Ontology annotation, molecular function: acyltransferase activity.
AUGGCCGGCGAGAGCGGCGUCACCCCCAUAGACCGCUUCGACGCCUCAAAGUUCCCCACGCGGUUCGGCGGCCAAAUCAGGGGUUUCCACGCAAAGGGCUACAUCGACGACAAAAGCAACCGGAUGCUAGACGAUUGCUUGCGGUACUGCAUUGUUGCCGGGAAGAAGGCGCUUGAGAGCGCGGAUCUCGGCGGCAAGAGGCUCAACAAGAUGAAUUUGCUGGAGAAGGUUUGGUCGAUCCUCACUCAAAUCGAAGAUCUGUACCUGUUGAUGGAUCCGGAUGAUUUCUUGUGGCUGAAAAAUCAGCUCGCGAUCAAAGCGAGUUCUGAUUCGGAACUCUUCUGCUUCAGAUCUCGCGAACUCGUGGAGGUGACGAAAUCGUCCAAGGAUCUGAGGCACAGUGUGCCGGUGGUGUUGGAGGUGGAGGUGGAUGUGGAUCUGAGCGGUGGACGUGGAUCUGAGCGGUGGACCUAG